This is a messenger RNA of Seminavis robusta, 1261 nucleotides long. NCBI's taxonomy places the organism in Eukaryota, Bacillariophyta, Bacillariophyceae, Naviculales, Naviculaceae. The record is from the annotation of a GenBank genome assembly.
UUCAGAUUUAACCGUCUUUCUGCUUCUAUUGCUCUUUUGAAGCGAUCUUGGAUCUUUAUUCUCCGUCAACAAUAAGCUGCAUCGGAACGGCCGACAGCAACAACACCACAACAUCCCCACGAGAAAGUCUGAAGUGCACUAACUAACUAAACUACCAACCAUGAGCGACGAGUCUGCUGCACCUGCUCCCACUCUGUACCAUGUGCCUCGUACGAUCUCGUCUCCGAUCUACCAAGCUCUGCUGGAACUGGAUCUAGUGAACAAUCCGAUCCGCGUGGAGACGUUGAGUUUUCCCGAUUUGAAGACUCCCGAACAUUUGGCGCGCAAUCCGAUGGGUACGUCUCCCACCUUUGUGGAUGCCAAAGAAGGUAUUGAUAUUUGGGAAUCGGGAGCCGUCAUGAUGUAUCUGCUGGAAGCGUACGACACCAAGUGUGUCUUGCAUCCCGACACCAAAAUUGCGCCAAAGCGGGACCACGCCAAUUAUUGUCAUUUGUGUCAGUACGUGACAGCCACGGUCUACCCCUUCUUGUCGUCUCUGUUUUUGCACACGUUGGAACCAGCCGAUCAGCAAGAUCCAGUCUAUCUUCAAACGGGACGGGACACCUUCAAAACCAAGCUGGGACCCACGUUGGCCAAAUUCUUGGGGGACAAACCCUUUUUCAUGGGGGACAAACUUUCCGCUGUAGACUUGCUGGUCGCCAAGCCACUCAACAAUGCCCAUUCGCUCAAUCUACUCAAGGACGAUUUUCCAACACUACAACAUCUUUUUUGCAAAAUCAAAUCCAGACCAUCCUUUGCCAUUGCCUACAAUCUCCCGUUGCCGCCUGCCGACGAUGAUGCUACCACUCACGAUGAAGAGUGUUGUCGUCGCUCCAUGGUGCUCUUGCCAUCGGAAUUCUACGAUGGAAUCAUUACCACCAGAGCCUCAUUGUUGAGUUUGCCCCCGGCAGAGUAAUUUCACGUCUAUUACAGUGGAGGCGGGUGGAGGGACGGAACCAAUCCUCAAAAGAACAUGAAAACUACCAAGUCGGAAUUGUCCCCCAAAGACAAAAAAUGUGUUCGAUCAGUGGCGUUCGUUGUACCGGUAGUUCUAAGUGUUGUUCCAAGGAGAAUAGCAAUUUAUGCAUGAGCAAUCGUUGACAAGGACGAAUUCGAUUCGAUUCGAUUCGAUUCGCUUUACGUUUCUCUCCGUCACGGUGAUGGCUGCGUCCUAGCUACCGAGCUAGCUCUGCCUGGAUGGACGAGCGGCUCCUUUCUCCCC